This is a messenger RNA of Pimephales promelas (fathead minnow), 7374 nucleotides long. RefSeq names its product mitogen-activated protein kinase kinase kinase 10 (gene map3k10). Gene Ontology annotation, biological process: protein phosphorylation; positive regulation of apoptotic process. Lineage: Eukaryota; Metazoa; Chordata; Actinopteri; Cypriniformes; Leuciscidae. The record is from RefSeq and is a predicted model, not a curated record. Gene Ontology annotation, molecular function: JUN kinase kinase kinase activity; protein binding; ATP binding.
UACAAAGUCAGCCUCAGGAGCUGACAGCUCGGUCCAUGGAAUAGAUCGUCUUUCUCACAGAUAAAGGAAACGGUGGUAGAAACGAUUCGAUUGAGAUGGACGACAGGACGACUAUCUGACCCAGCUGGGAGAAAUAUUACAAGAGCAUCCUUCAGUGGAAUUCGAUGAUGUGUAGGCUACAACAUAUGGGAAUAUUUCAGCAUUAUGAUACGCCCAUGCGACGGGCUGUGUGGAUGUUGUGAUGUACAGUGAACGAUCCAAGCAACCAUAAACAUCUGAAUUCCGAAAACCGGUUUUUGGACGAAUAUAGCCUACUUUCUCACUGAUCUCUGGAUUACAAGAAAUAUCGUUGCAGAAUAUAGAAAGGAACUAGGUGGCUUAUCAUCAUCACCAUUAUUAUUAUUAUUAUUAUAAAGAUGGUGGACGCAUCUUGUGCUGGCUUUUAUUUGGGCAACAUAAACACAUUAUUGAGAAUUUCGUCGCCUAAUCGCUACGACCUGGAUACAAGUAAUCUUUAUGCAAGCCAUUCGCAUCACUCUCAUUCUUCAUAGAAUGAUCUCAAUAUCGCCAUAUCAUAAUAAUCCAAUAUAAAGCCGAAGUUCCGUUUAAGCUUAUCACACAUUUCUAUUUAUAUACGCAACUGACUCCAGCUUUAUGGAUCAACUGCUCGAUGACAAUAAAAUGUGUAGUGUUAAAAUGACAAUCAUGGAAAAUGAGGACUUGAUGAAAUAAGAACUUGCGCUACAUAGAAAUAACAGCGAGUUGCUUUUGUUCAUGACUUGAAUUAAAUUGCAAACAGUCUACGUGAAGUAGCAGCUAUAGUAGGCUAACGUUUAUUGAUUCAAUAUUAAUCCGCCUUUCCAAAUAUGCUAAAGGCUAAACGGGUAGAAUAUAUUAUGUAUGUCGAAUAAAUCUAAUGACAACCACUGCUCUGCCAUCUCUCUGUUGUGAUUCUCAUCUUAAAAUGGACGCGCGCUUUCCUUGACGGCAAUUUUAGAGACUUGAACUGUCUUGUAGAGUUCGCAAUGUACCGGAUUUACACGAAACAAGAGAAACGUGAAGUGAAUAUUACGAAUGUGCAAAUAAUUGUGGAUGCUUUGUGAUCGCGAGCAGGCGCAUCCCUGUGAGCCUAUCAGAGCAGAAUGUCUGAAGAUGCCCUAAGUUCGCGCAUGCAUGUGUUUAAGGCUAUGAAUAUUCAUUAAAGUCCAUUGCAAAGAGCAACAUCGAUGUACAUUUACAAAUAUGAGAGUUUUACAUGGAUCGGAUUUACAUAGAUUAGAGGUUACGACAACAUUCCAGAGAUUUAACACCUAGAUAUGUGAUGUAGGUCAAAUUAUCAGAAGACUCAUCUAGUUCCUGUUUUAUCCUGUAGUAUGAUAUUAUUUUAGUUAAGGAUUCUACUGUUACAAGGGGAAAUCAAGCAAGGCCAUCAGUGAUUCUUCUAAUGGAAAAGCCCAAUGCUGCUCAAGCAACCAAAAAGAAAACAUUCUUACGUCUUGACGGACUGGACAUUCUCAUCUAAUCUCAUUGACUUUGGAUCUCAAGUUUCCCUAGAAAAAAACUUGUAUUGUGGCCUAAUGCAAAACUCUUAUUCAGAAUCAUUGUCCUAGUCAUAUUAGAGCUGUAAGCAUACAUUGACUGACUACAAUGGCUCUAUAAAUGUUAACACGCACACAAAGUGUGUUGUGGACAAUCCAAGCAACCAUUGAGGACAGUGAAGCCCAGCAAAAGCUUUACUCAUUGUCUUACUCACUUUCUUCCCUCAUCAAUCAGGCCUGCACUCAGUAGAUGGGCUCUGCAUGGAUAAUAGGUGCAAGUUGACAGAGGGCCUCCUCCAGCUUUUGAGACCUCAUCGCUGACCUGUGCACUCAGUGAUGGACCCAUAUACAAGACUGAGUGGAGUAGGAGCUGGAGGUGGUGGUAGUGCCGCCCCACUACCUUGCACCAACAUUGGCGGUUCCUGUGGACCCCAAGUUCCCCCUGUCCUCCCAGAAAAUACAAAUUCAACACCUUGUCUGACACACAACAGCAGCAGCAGCCAGAACUCCUCUACCCGUCUUUCCUCAGUGGGAUCCCCAGAUUCCCAUCUUCCCCAUCAUCAUGACGGCAUUAACACUUACUGGACAGCUGUCUUUGAUUAUGAGGCCACCGCGGACGAGGAGCUGACCUUGCGACGCGGUGACCUAUUGGAAGUGCUUUCCAAGGACUCCAAAGUUUCUGGAGAUGAGGGAUGGUGGACUGGAAAGAUCCAAGACAAGGUGGGCAUAUUCCCUAGUAAUUAUGUGACCCGACGUGACACCAGCUAUCCAGCAUUGCCUCCGGGAGGUCUGGUCGGUGGGGAGUCGCCACUGGAUAUUGAUUUCUCGGAGCUGUGCUUGGAGGAAGUGAUUGGCGCUGGCGGAUUUGGAAAGGUUUAUAGGGGUGUGUGGCAAGAUGAGGAAGUGGCUGUUAAAGCGGCUCGUCAGGACCCAGACGAGGACAUCAGUGCCACGGCAGAGAACGUGAGGCAGGAGGCCAGACUCUUCUGGAUGCUCCGACACCGCAACAUCAUCGCUCUCCGAGGUGUUUGCCUGCAAGAGCCAAAUCUUUGCCUGGUUAUGGAGUAUGCCCGUGGUGGAGCACUUAACCGGGCACUUGCUGGGAAAAACGUGCCUCCUCGGGUACUGGUGAAUUGGGCAGUGCAGAUUGCGACUGGAAUGGACUACUUGCACAACCAGACUUUUGUGCCAAUCAUCCAUCGAGACCUCAAAUCCAGUAACAUUCUGAUUCUGGAGCCCGUGGAGAGAGACGACCUGUGUGGAAAGACCCUGAAGAUCACAGACUUCGGGCUCGCUCGGGAAUGGCAUCGCACCACAAAGAUGAGCGCGGCGGGCACGUAUGCCUGGAUGGCUCCAGAGGUCAUCAAGCUGUCACUGUUUUCAAAAAGCAGCGAUGUAUGGAGUUUUGGAGUGUUACUCUGGGAGCUGCUGACUGGUGAGGUGCCGUACCGUGAAAUUGACGCUUUGGCUGUGGCGUAUGGAGUUGCCAUGAACAAGCUGACCCUUCCCGUCCCCUCCACCUGCCCCGAGGCCUUUGCACAGCUGCUGGGAGAGUGUUGGUGUCCUAACCCACAUGGACGUCCUUGUUUCGGGAGUAUCCUCAAGAGACUGCUGGACAUUGAGCAAUCAGCCAUGUUCCAGAUGCCCCUGGAGUCUUUCCAUUCCCUGCAGGAAGACUGGAGGCUGGAGAUCCAGCAGAUGUUUGAUGAACUACGAGCAAAGGAGAAGGAGUUGCGAUCCUGGGAGGAGACUCUGGCACGGGCCGCUGAGGAGCAGAGGGAGCAAGAGGAGCACCUGAGGAGGCGCGAGCAGGAGUUAGCCGAGCGGGAGAUCGACAUUGUAGAGAGAGAGCUCAACAUCAUCAUCCAUCAGAUGUAUCAGGAGAAACCGCAUGUUAAAAAACGCAAAGGCCACUUCAAAAAGAGCAGACUGCUUAAACUCGGCAGGGACAGCAACUGCAUCAGUCUGCCAUCUGGUUUCGAGCAUAAGAUCACGGUGCAGGCGUCACCCAGCGUGGACAAGAGGAAAGGUCAGGGGAGCGAAAGCACGACUCCUCCAGCCAGCCCAGGGGUCAUCCCUCGCCUCAGAGCGAUACGCCUGACACCCAGUGAUGGGAGGAAGACGUGGGGCCGGACGGCAGUGUGUAAGAAAGAGGACCUCGGGACCAAGAAGAAGGGCCGAACAUGGGGACCGAGCUCCACACAUCAGCGGGAGAGAGUCGGGGGGGAGGACAGGUUAAAAUCACUUGGCGAGGGCAAGGUGUGGUCCUCCAGUGCUCCAAAUCUGGGGAAGUCCCCAAAACAUGCUCCUAUAACAGCUGGAUUCUCAAGUCUGAAUGAAAUGGAGGAGCACUGUGAGUUGGAUGACGGUUCUCCAGGACGUCUGGCUCCUGAGCUGGGCAGUAACGGAGCGAUGGAGGAGGUGGGCUCAGGAUCGGGGACAGGCUCACAGGACUCAACGCUGCGACGCUGCGGUCAGAGGAAGAAGAGCGAGCUUCUGCUGCUGGGCUGUGCCUCCAUACUGGCAGCUGUGGGACUCGGUGCCGACGUCUUCCAGCUGGGACGACAACAGAUGACUCAAGAUGAGCAGGACCCGCGAGAGGAGCAGAAGAAGAAGAAGGAGGGCCUGUUCCAGCACACGGGUCGAUUCAGACGCAGCACUUCUCCUCCCAGCCGGACCCUGUCCCUCUCCCUGUCCCACAACCGGCAUCACGACUCCAACCUGCCCAGCACGGACCCGUCUCCCUCCGUGACCCUCCUCUCCCUGUCCUCCCUGUCCGACUGCAACUCCACCAAGUCACUGUUACCGUCUGAUCCUGAAGACUUCACCCCGACCCCCAGUGGUGCUCAUCCGGGGGUGUCUCCUGCGCCCUCUUUGAACCCUCUGCUGGACCUGAAGGCGGAGAGCUUCAAACGAGAGCCCAACCAGUCCCUCACACCCACACACGUCUCUGUGGCGAUGGCGUUAAACCGCGGGCACCGGCGCACACCCUCGGACGGGGCCAUUCGCCCUCGGGCGCAGACGGUCGUGGGACAUCGACGCACCCCUUCUGACGGGAGUAUGCCCUUCCCCCCCACGACAGCCCCCAUCAUCGUCUCAUUUAAAGGUUCUCGUGAAACUCUUGACAUUCCACGCCUACCCGACCCGUCUACGGUCUACCCCUCGGCCCACCGGCGCAAACCCCCCCCUCCAAUUCCCGUGCCCGAGCCGGACAUCCACACGGGAACGCUGGAGCGUCCCAAAACCCUGGAGUUCGCUCCCCGCCCUCGACCCACCCCAGCUCGGGCGCGUCCGGACCCGUGGAAACUCUCGUCCCGGUCACAGACGCUCAGCUCAUCUCCAGGGAGCAGCUGUGACAGUCCGCUGGGCUCGGGUGACAGUGGAGUGAGCGCCGCCCGUCAGAGCCUUCUGGACAUGGACAUGGAGGGCCAGAGCCAGGACAGCACCGUUCCCCUGUGCGGAAAACGCCCGCAAGCCACUCUAUGCGCUCAAAAUUUCUCAUAGAAGCCCCACCACCUGUGCCGAUGCCCCCUAAAGCAGCUCUCGGAAGAGGUUUCCCCACAGUUUGCCCUGUGAUCCCUUAAGAACACAGGCAGCUCUGAUGUGGUAGACAUAUGCCUUCUGGAUAGCGGUUAAUAGGUUUUCAGUGACUCGUCGUGUCCGAGCGGCCUCUAGUGAGAAGCUUUAUCACAUGUGGAGGAGUACUGUAGGCCUGUGACCUUCCUCGUCUCGUUCUUAUCUCCGGCCUCUUCCUCAUCGUGGUCUCUGUGGACACAACCUGCUUUUCGGCCAAGUUCCCUCCAGUGUGUUCAGUGUAAAGUUCAGUGAUGCUUUCUGUAAUUAUAAUCAGGAGAAUCGUGUAUGCAGUUAACUGCAAUGACACAGGGAGAUGUAUUCAUUGUAAUAUACGGAUAUAAAAAUAGGUGUACUAUAAGAAUUUUAUAUUUUUUUCUCUGACUCGACCUAAUCACAUGUGCGAAAUGUGAAAUUAACCAUGAGCAGACACUUUCUCUCCAUGUGUACUUGGCACUUUUCAUGAAUAGGGUACACUUUUUUUUACGUUUUGUUGAACCAAUCAUGAAAAGCAGGUUGUUUUAAAAAAACAUUAAAUAUUUGUAUUCCAGUUUAUUAAAAUGGCCUUUGGUCCCACCAAAUAUAGUUUGACCAAUUCUGUAAUAUUGGUAUUAAAUUAGUUUAUUAGUACAUUUUAAUGAGCAAAAAUUUGCAUGAUCUUCCUCCCAAUACAAAAUAUUUAACGUCAAAGAAAAUUAUAUUAAAUAAUCUUUACAUUGUUGACUGCAUGACCAGCUCAAUUUUAAACAGUAACCAGAAAAAAUGAUCUAAAUAGUUUCUAAUUUUUGGAAAAUAAAUGGGUUAUUCGCUAACUUCGACAGCUUUAUUUAUCACAACCAUUUUUCCUUUUUUAUGUGAUCAAUUGUAUCAAUUUAUUUGUAAUGUUUAUUGCAAGAAAAUAACUAAAUCAAAUGAACCAGGGUUUUAAACUGUAUUUAUUGAUCCCAAACAAUUCUACACUAGUGUUCAAAGGUUUGGCAUUAUGAUUUUGAAUGUUUUUUUUAAAGUGUCUUCUGCUCACCAAGGCUGCAUUUAUUUGAUCCAAAAAACUAUGAAGUAUGAACUACUUUAAUAUUUUUUAUUUAUUUAUUCAUUCAUUUAUUCCUGAUCAAAACAGAAUUUUUAGAUCCUAUAUAUACUUGUUGUUGAUAUCUACUUAAAGGGAUAUAAACUCGCAAUUCCCAAAAUUUUCCAAUUGCGAGUUUAUAUCACACAAUCCUGAGAUAGUCACAAUUCCCUUUUUUAUUUUUUUAUUUAUAAAUUUCACAUUUGAAUGCAUUCCUGUUGUAUAAAAAUACUAAUUUCUUUAACAACAAAUAAAAUCUCACUGACCCCCAAACUUUUAACAGUUGUGUAUAUUCCCCAAAAUUUGCUAACAGAGUUGCAAAUCUUACAGAAAAAUGAAUAAAACGGCUGAUGUAAUUAGUUUGCCCUCCAACAACUUCAGCUGUUUUUACCGUAUUCCUGGAAAGUGCCUCUUACUGUGCGUGUCAGGAUGAGUCUGCUCAUUUAUUCUCCUCGAGAGUUUCCUUCCCCCUCUCGACAUCAAAUCAGACUAAAUGCCAGCUCCUGAGGAGAGAAGGACAGAAAUGGGAACAUGAGGGUUUUUGUAAUUGGCAAUAAAUAGCAAACAUGUACCUGUUUCUAUGAGUGUGUUCCUUACCUCCUGAAGUGACGUUCUUCCUCCAGCAACUGAACAAUUCAACUCGAAGAGAAAGGAACAGUACGUAUGUACACAGAGGACACGUGUCAUGUCAGGGCACAUGAGAUCACUCACUGAUGAUGUGGAUGUUCUUUGGAUGGACUGAACGGUGCUGAGAAACACACACUUGGAGGGUUUUCAAAUUCGUUGUUCUGAACCGUUAAACCUGGUAGUAGACAGUAUUUUUUUUUGACUGUCCACCAAUGAGUAUGUCUGUAUGUGUGUGUGUGAGCGGGCGGGUGUGUGUGCAUGUGUUUUUGUGUUCAUAUUGUUAUCAUUUGUAUGGAGUAAUUCUCUGUGCAGGAGGGUUGAACAAACCCACCACCUUAUUUCCUGUGUGAGGAACACUAAGAGUAUUUAUUAAAAUAAUUGUUACAAGCAGUGAAAUGUUGGUUUUGAAACCCAUUUUCUGUCAUAUUUGUCAUUUUCUGUCAUAUAUGUAGCCUAAAGAUCUUAUAGCAGAUCUGUUAUGGUGAGGAUUUUGGAUCUUACAUGUCUCAAAAUGAGAAGGAAUUCAAGCCCAAUGCAUAAUUUUAUUCCCAUAAUAAAAAAUAAAGCCAG